GGAAUAUUCUCGUCCUCAUCGUGUUCCUGAAGAGUUUGCGCAUGCGCACCCGCACCAACCUGUUCCUGGGCAACCUGGCUCUGGCGGACCUGCUAGUGGGCGUGUUCUGUGUGGUGCCCAACAUGUGUCAUUAUGUGCUGGAACAGUGGUAUCUGGGGCAGCAUCAGCCAGCUACAGCGUCCCCCUCCUCCUGGUGUAUGACACUCACUCCCGGGGCGGUCACACCUACUGUUACUUCUCCACCAGCGUGCGGUCUGAGCACUACUUCCUGGCUACCUUCGUGGUGUGGUACGCCCUGCCCCUGCUCACCAUGACCGCCAUGUACUCCAAGGUCGCCGCCACACUGUGGAGGAGCAGCAGGCACGCGCGGAUGUUGGGCUAUGGGAGGCGGGCUGCCCCAGGCCCCGGGGACCGGCCAUGUGUCCGCGCGCGGAACGUCAGAACCCCCGGACAUGACAGGUCACGUGAUAGAACAGCCUCGUCCAAACUGGCAAAGGGUUGCCAUGGUGACGGCGACAACAGCCGGGACAUGUCGGGAGAGAGAGUGGCCACGCCCACUUUGGACAGGGAGCUGCAGGGGAACUCGUCAGUGUCUUCUUACCUGUCGGAGGAGGCGCUCAUGUUUGGGGACAGUCUGGAUUGUUUAGAGUUGAGAGAUAGACUAGAGAUGAGAGAUAGACUACAGAGAGACAGCCUAGAGUUGAGAGACAGCCUAGAGCUGAGGGAAAUUGUCCCCCUCCACGCGCUGACCCCAGGUCCUGACGUCACUCUGUCGGCCACCACCACUUCCGGCCGACACAGCAGACGGUCACGUCGCCACGUGAGGCAGGGAGAGACUCCCAGAGGCGACACGCUCACCCCCGACACGAGCACCCACGUCACGUGCCAGUACCGCGUCACGUCAGAGCGCACGUCACGUCGACACGUGGUCCGGCUGUUGCUGGUGGUGCUGUCCACGUUCGCCGUGUUGGUGCUGCCCCACCACGUGCAGCACCUGCUGCUGUACGCCCACGUCCGCGUGGCACCGGGCCGCUUCACGCCGCUGUUCCCCGUCCUGGCCAACCUGAUGCUGUACCUCAACUCCGCCAUCAACCCCGUCCUCUAUAGCCUGCUCUCCCGGAGCUUCCGACACAGUCUGCGCGAGUCUCUGGCCUGUUGUUGGCGGGGACACGGCGCACACACUCGCACGCCCGCCCAACACACACACCGACACACACAAACAGACACACACAGACACACACAAACAGACACACACUUGUCCACACCCGCCCGACACAGGGCAGAGACCACGUCCAGUUCACGGAAAACUACCUUCUCCUUCUGAACACACAGACAGACAGACUGAAAGACAGACAGACAAACACACACACACAGACAGACAGACAAACACACAUACACAAACACACACACGCACAUAAAACCCCAAAGAAAAACACUCCCAAUAAGUUCUUUAAAAAACCAAAAAAAACCAACAACAAUACAACGCAAACACAAGCAAUUGCACAAAAGGAAACAACCAACCAACCAACCAACAAACCAACAAACAAAUCAACCAACAAACAAACAAA
This is a messenger RNA of Aplysia californica (California sea hare), 1568 nucleotides long. RefSeq names its product galanin receptor 2a. The record is from RefSeq and is a predicted model, not a curated record. Gene Ontology annotation, cellular component: membrane. Gene Ontology annotation, biological process: G protein-coupled receptor signaling pathway. Gene Ontology annotation, molecular function: thyrotropin-releasing hormone receptor activity. Lineage: Eukaryota; Metazoa; Mollusca; Gastropoda; Aplysiida; Aplysiidae.